GUUUUUUUUUUUUUUUUUUUUGAGAGGGAGGAGAGACACGUUUUUGCCCCCCAUCUCGGGGAGUUCAGGCCCAUCGCAAAUGGCUUCUUUUCCCGAGUCCGACUUCCAGAUCUGCCCUCUGUGCAAGGAGAUGUGCGGCUCGCCGGCUCCCCUGUCGUCCAACUCCUCCACCUCCUCGUCCUCCUCACAGACCUCCAGCUCCUCCGGGGGCGGCGGCGGCUCCUCCUGCGGGGGCCCGCCGCGGCGGCUCCACGUCCUGCCCUGCCUGCACGCCUUCUGCCGCCAGUGCCUGGAGGCGCAGCGGCACCCCGGCGCGGGGGACGCGCUCAAGCUGCGCUGCCCCAUCUGCGACCAGAAGGUGGUGAUCUCGGAGCCCUCGGGCAUGGACGCGCUGCCCUCCUCCAACUUCCUCCUCAGCAACCUGCUGGACGUCGUCGUCGUGGCGGCCGCCGCCGACGAGCAGAAGAACGGCCGCGCCGCCGGGGCCGGCCCCGCCGCGGGCUCUGGCGGGGGCGGCGGCAACAACCGGCACCACGGCCGCCCGCCGCCGGGGCCGCCCCGCGCCGCCGGCUCCUCGCCUGCCGCCGCCGCCUCCGCCGCGCCCUCCUCGACGUCCUCGUCGUCCUCCUCCUCGGGCGGCGGCGGCUCGGCGGCCCUCCUGAUGCGGCGGCCCCACAGCCGGCAGGGCGAGCCCCGCUGCAGCUCCUGCGACGAGGGCAACGCCGCCAGCUCCCGCUGCCUCGACUGCCAGGAGCACCUGUGCGACAACUGCGUGCGGGCGCACCAGCGCGUCCGCCUCACCAAGGACCACUUCAUCGAGCGCUUCGCCGCCGGCCCCGCCGCCGCCGGCCCUGCCGCGCCGCUCGCCCUCAGCCCGCCCUACCCCGGCUCGCCCUACAAUAUCCUCUCCGUCUUCCCCGACCGGGCCAGCUACUGCCAGCACCACGACGACGAGGUACUGCAUUUCUACUGUGAUACCUGUUCUGUCCCCAUAUGUCGGGAAUGUACCAUGGGACGACAUGUGGGUCACAGCUUUAUCUACCUCCAAGAUGCCCUACAGGACUCCAGGACUCUCACCAUUCAGCUUCUGGCAGAUGCUCAGCAAGGACGACAGGCUAUUCAACUGAGUAUUGAACAGGCCCAGGCUGUGGCAGAGCAAGUGGAGAUGAAAGCAAAGGUGGUACAGUCUGAAGUCAAAGUAGUGACCACUAGACACAAGAAAGCCUUGGAAGAGCGGGAGUGUGAGCUGCUCUGGAAGGUUGAAAAGAUUCGCCAAGUCAAGGCCAAGUCCCUCUACUUGCAAGUUGAGAAGUUGCGUCAGAACCUGAACAAGCUGGAUAACACCAUUAGUGCUGUUCAGCAGGUCCUGGAGGAGGGCCGUACCAUGGAUAUCCUUCUGGCUCGGGACCGCAUGCUGGCUCAGGUGCAGGAGCUGAAGAACGUCAGAGGCCUUCUGCAGCCCCAGGAAGACGACAGGAUCAUGUUCACCCCCCCUGACCAGGCACUGUACAUGGCCAUUAAGUCAAUGGGCUUUGUCAGCAGCGGGGCCUUUGCUCCCUUGACCAAAGCCACGGGGGAAGGCCUGAAGCGCGCGCUGCAGGGCAAGGUGGCCUCCUUCACCGUGAUCGGCUACGACCACGACGGGGAGCCUCGCCUGUCGGGGGGCGACAUGAUCUCGGCAGUGGUCAUGGGCCCCGAUGGAAACCUGUUCGGGGCGGACGUCAGCGACCAGCAGAACGGCACCUACCUGGUCAGCUACCGUCCCCAGCUGGAGGGAGAGCACCUGGUGUCCGUGAUGAUGUGCAACCAGCACAUCGAGAACAGCCCCUUCAAGGUGCUGGUGAAGUCGGGACGCAGCUACAUCGGCAUCGGGCUGCCGGGGCUGUCCUUCGGCAGCGAGGGCGACAGCGACGGCAAGCUGUGCCGGCCCUGGGGCGUCAGCGUGGACAAAGAGGGGUUCAUCAUCGUCGCCGACCGCAGCAACAACCGCAUCCAGGUGUUCAAGCCGUGCGGCACCUUCCAUCACAAGUUCGGCACGCUGGGCUCCCGGCCGGGCCAGUUCGAUCGCCCCGCCGGCGUGGCCUGCGACGUUUCGCGGAGGAUCGUCGUGGCCGACAAGGACAAUCAUCGCAUCCAGAUCUUCACGUUCGAGGGGCAGUUCAUCCUGAAGUUCGGGGAGAAAGGAACCAAGAACGGGCAGUUCAAUUACCCCUGGGAUGUGGCUGUCAACGCAGAGGGCAAGAUCCUGGUCUCCGACACGAGGAACCAUCGCGUGCAGCUGUUCGGGCCCGACGGCGUCUUCCUCAACAAGUACGGCUUCGAAGGGGCGCUCUGGAAGCACUUUGAUUCCCCCAGAGGCGUGACGUUCAAUCACGAGGGCCACCUGGUAGUGACGGACUUCAACAACCAUCGCCUCCUGGUCAUCCACCCCGACUGCCAGUCGGCGCGCUUCCUGGGCUCCGAGGGCACCGGCAACGGGCAGUUCCUGCGCCCGCAGGGGGUGGCGGUGGAUCAGGAGGGGCGCAUCAUCGUGGCCGACUCCAGGAACCACCGCGUGCAGAUAUUCGAGUCCAACGGUAGCUUUUUAUGCAAGUUCGGCACUCAGGGAAGCGGCUUCGGUCAGAUGGACCGUCCUUCAGGUAUCGCUGUCACCCCUGAUGGCAUGAUUGUCGUGGUCGACUUCGGAAACAAUCGAAUUCUCGUCUUCUAAUCCGUGUUUGAAUUAGGAAGAAACUGUCUCAGGGAAAUUCUUCUAAGAGAAAAUGAAAAAAAAUACAACGUUAAUUCAAACCUACCUCAUCUUUAAUUUUUUUACAGAUGAAUGUACUUAACCUUUUCUGCAGGGAGUGAGCCUGUAAAAUUGAAUUCUAUCUACCUCAUUGUCCUCCUUUCCCUCCCCGGUUUCUCGCCCCCUCCCCAUCCCCACAUACUCAUAGUUCAGAACGUUUUACCUCUUUCCCCCGAUGGGGUUUCAUGCACAAACAAGAGUUGCUGUGCACAUUAGGUGGUUUGUGUGGUGAGUUCUGUUAGACUAAGCCAAGAA
Molecule: messenger RNA, 3043 nt
Organism: Oenanthe melanoleuca
Lineage: Eukaryota; Metazoa; Chordata; Aves; Passeriformes; Muscicapidae
Gene: TRIM71
Product: tripartite motif containing 71
Exons: 4
Coding region: 80-2710 (876 amino acids)
Biological process (GO): protein polyubiquitination; proteasome-mediated ubiquitin-dependent protein catabolic process
Molecular function (GO): ubiquitin protein ligase activity; zinc ion binding; protein binding
Source: RefSeq, a predicted model, not a curated record